Messenger RNA from Etheostoma spectabile (orangethroat darter), 1237 nucleotides. It is a transcript of the gene nsmce1, whose product is annotated as NSE1 homolog, SMC5-SMC6 complex component. Bases 156 to 899 code for a protein of 247 amino acids. Lineage: Eukaryota; Metazoa; Chordata; Actinopteri; Perciformes; Percidae. Gene Ontology annotation, molecular function: ubiquitin-protein transferase activity. The record is from RefSeq and is a predicted model, not a curated record. The transcript has 8 exons. Gene Ontology annotation, biological process: double-strand break repair via homologous recombination. Gene Ontology annotation, cellular component: Smc5-Smc6 complex; nucleus.
GGCGCGAACAGCGGAAGGGUAACUGGUAAACUAGCCAAACCUGUGCACAAUUUAUUACUGAUUCUGGCUUUAGAAGCUCGUUUCUGCUGAGUACUCGAACAUUAGAGCGGCCGAAAAACGUUAAGGUCUGCUUUGCCACAGAUCAGUCCAGAGACAUGUCACGACAGAUGGAAGACAGCCAUCGACGGUUCCUACAGACCAUGAUGGCCAAUGGCAUCGUUGAUGAACAAAGUGCAAGGACGCUAUAUCAAUAUUGUUGUGAAACCCAUAACACACAGCACGUCCCUGAUAAACUGGAUGAUUUCAUAGAAACCAUCAACUCAAAGCUGCAGCCCUUGUUCAUGCAAAUUAGAAAAGGGAUGUCCGAAGACAACGGUGACCAGUUCUAUGCAUUGGUGAACAUGGCUGAGACUGAUGUCACCAGGAUGUCGUCAGAUUACGCUGACAAUGAGCUGGAGCUGUUCAGGAAAACGAUGGACCUGAUCGUUUGCUCUGAGAAUGGCAAGGCCUCCUCCACUGAUAUUCUGAACAGCGCCGACAUCCUGACCACCAAAAAGCUGAAGAAGAGCGAGACCGAGCACCUCUUGAACCGACUCGUGCAUGACAAAUGGCUCAAUGAGAAACGGGGUGAAUACACUUUGUCCACCAGAUGUAUUAUAGAGAUGGAGCCAUAUAUUCGCUCAAUGUACCAGGACCAGGUCAAAGUUUGCCACAUCUGUCGCAACAUUGCUUUUCAGUGCCAAAUUUGUGAGAAGCCUACAUGUGGUAUAAAAAUACACAACCCCUGUGUGGCCAGAUAUUUCAAAGGAAGAGCAGAGCCGCGUUGUCCAGCUUGUGAUGACUUUUGGCCACAUGAAAUCCCUGAAGUCAGACGGCCCCGGUCUCAGUCCAGGCGAUGAGGAUUUCAGCAUCAAAUGUGUUUAGUAUUUUUAAAAUAACUUUGUAAUAAACCAAACUGUUAAUAUAACAAUCUUUUAUAGUUAUUUUUUACAAAAAGGAAUGCCAUUUCUUAUUGUGCUAAUUUUUUACGCAAUAUAUCUGCAUCUAAAUGUUGGUUCCGUCUUUUAUUCCAUCCCUCUAGUCAUUUUCAGAUUGCUCCCUCGUAUAUGCCACUUUAAGCGCAAUUAUUAAGAACGUAAGAAGGCUUCUCAAAAUGUAAUGUUAAAACACUUUUUGUUUCAUAUAUGAUCAUUUUCUCCAACAAGAUUCUGCAUCUGGUAUUUCAGGCUGUUGUGGG